AUGACGACAUGCGCCAGCGGCAAUAGUUGCACCGUUAAAAAGCUGUCGAGCAUCCAAUCAGUAGCUGCAUGUCCAGGAUUCAAUGUUCAACUUACGCUGUAUACAAACCGUCACCAGCUGGAAGUGACUUGUUCCGACAAACCCAAUUUUGAACUGCUUCGUAAUCUUCCCAAUCUACAAAGCUUCGCGUUCAAAGAGCUGGCCUAUCAGGACUGUCCACUCCCGGUCGGCAAUCAAUCGCUUGUGGAACUGCUCUCAGUAUUUCUCAACCUUACCGAACUAUCCUCCAUCCAAAGGUUAUUCUUCGUCGAUAAUGCGAAAUUUUCCGACCAAAUAUCACUUGAUCCACAGCUCUUUGCCAGCCUGCCCAAACUGCAGGUGCUGUCGAUGAAAAAUUCCUCCCGCAUGCCGCUCGACAAUCCACAGCUGUUCAAGCACUUGCCCAGCUUAACGUGGCUCGAUCUGCGCCAAGGUGACGGUGAUAGUCGUACCAAUAAGGCACUGUUACACCCACUGAGUCAACUGAUCACGCUCGAGUUGAUGGAAAAUGACCUGACCACCCUAUCUGCUGAGUUUGUUUCCGAUUUGCCUAGCCUUGAAUCAUUGACGUUGUACCACAAUCAGUUGGAGCAUAUCGAACAGUUUGCUGAGCUGCCAAGUCUGACUUCAUUAGACCUAACCUAUAACCAGCUGAUGACACUGCGGGAGGACGUGUUCGAUAGGUUGCCUAGCCUUGCAAACCUCUAUCUGGAGUGGAACAUGUUCACAGGCCUACCAACCGGACUGUUCAAACAUAACAGCAAGCUUACGGUAUUUCAUGCAGACAAUCAGCAUAGUUCCGGACUGGUGCUGGGUGAUAAACUGUUCGCAGGACUAACGAUGCUUCAGAAUGUGUCUGUAUCGAACUGUAAAAUAACCAUGCUUCCGGAAGGACUCUUUAUUGGAGCUACCAAGUUAAGCAAAGUUGACCUCAGCGGCAACCUGCUGCAAAGUGUUCCGGAGAAUCUAUUUCGUGAUUCACCUAACUUGAAGGAGCUCAAUUUACAAAACAACGAGUUAUUGAAGAUGCUGCCUGACACGCUGUUGCGGGGUACCACUCAACUGCGCAUUCUUAUCCUUGGCCCUAACCAAACUAACAACCAUAUCAACAACAAUGAUUGA
Messenger RNA from Anopheles gambiae (African malaria mosquito), 1161 nucleotides. Its product is annotated as leucine-rich repeat-containing protein 15. The transcript has a single exon. Bases 1 to 1161 code for a protein of 386 amino acids. NCBI's taxonomy places the organism in Eukaryota, Metazoa, Arthropoda, Insecta, Diptera, Culicidae. Gene Ontology annotation, cellular component: extracellular matrix. The record is from RefSeq and is a predicted model, not a curated record. Gene Ontology annotation, molecular function: protein binding.